AUGACCACGAAAGGCGUCGCUGGGCACGCGGGGAUGGCUCAGAGUUUGACGCUCCGGGGGUCACUAAAGAGAAUUCUCGAGCUGAUUGAGACACCAGAAUUGGGUAAAAAAUGCCUGAAACCAGAACUGAGUAAAAAACGCCUCAAAGCAGACGCGGGUACAAGGAGCCGCUCCUGCCUGUGUCGCUGCGCCGAGCCCGCCAGGGGGCGCCCCGCGGCUCAAGCCCGGCGCAUGCGCACAGCGCCGGCGGGAGCGGCGGGAGCGGCAGCGCUGGCGGCGGAGCAGCAGCGGGGCAUCAGCGGCGGCGGCGCCCGGGUGGGGCUGUGCCUGCUGUGCGGGCUGCCCGCCGCCGGCAAGUCCACCCUGGCCCGCGCCCUGAGCCGCCGGCUGCCGCAGCGCCGGGGCUGGGUCUGCGCUCUGCUCGAAUACGACGAGCUCAUCCCGCCGGAGGCCUUCCGGCCGCGCGCGCCGGGGGCGGGCCCCCCACAGCCGUCCCCAUUGCUGCCCGGCUGGAAGCAGAGCCGCCGCGAGCUGCUGCAGUGCCUGGAGGGAUUCCUGCGGGCGCUGCUCACCGGGGCGCCGCUGCCCGGCCCCGCGCAGCCGGGCUGGGAGCGCUUCCUGGGCUGCUGCCGCCGGGAGCGGCUGCUGCCCGCCCCGGAGGGUGACACCGGAGCCGCCUCCCGGCCGCUUCUCCUCCUGCUGGAUGACAACUUCUAUUACCAGAGCAUGCGCUACGAGGUGUACCAGCUGGCCCGCAAAUAUUCCCUGGGCUUCUGCCAGUUAUUUUUAGAGUGUCCACUGGAAUGCUGCCUGCAGAGGAAUCGCCUCAGAAGUGAUCCUGUGCCUGAGCAGACAAUACAAUUAAUGGCAAGGAAAAUAGAAAUGCCAGAUCUCAGGAAAAAUGCCUGGGAGCAGCACAGCCUCAUUCUGAGCAGUUCUGAUUGCAUCUCAGAGGACAAUGAGCAGAUCAUGAACUUGCUGACCACUGCUUUGGAAAAUCCAGAGAGGCCAAACGAGGAGGACACGGAGCAAAAGGAGGCAGCUCGAGCCAUCUGUGCAGCCAGUGCUGUCCAUCAGGCUGACCAGGCGUGCAGGAGAAUCAUCUCUCAGGCAAUGCAGGAUGCCAAAGGUAAAAACGUUCUCCCAAGUGAGAUGAAGAGCUUGGCAGAGGAACUCAACAAACUGAAAGCAGAAUUUUUGGAAGACUUGAGGCAAGGAAAGACUUUGAAAACCCAAUAUUCUGACCCUGCUACAAGUGUUAUUUCUUCAUUCCAACAUGAGGCAACCAGUCUAGUAAAUAAAUAUAUUUUAAAAUAAUGACAUAGAGAAUGUUGGGUGUUUAGGAGUCCAAAGUAUUUCAAAUGCAGUAUUCUGAGCACUGCUGCUGAGAGAUCUGAGGUACAUCUCCCUUCUCUGGAGCUCCUAUGCCUCUUCUCCCCAGGAUAUGGAAGAGAAACAGUUUAAUCAAGUCUAACCAAGCUGUUUUGGGCUGUGGAGAUAAAGCCAAGAGUGAACCCUCCUGAGAUUUAAAUUUCACAGAAUCAGAGAGUUAACUCAGGACAAGCACUUGGGAAAUCACCAGCUCCACCUAUGGAAGGAUAUGCAAUUAAGAAUUGACAUGAGACCUAAUUAGAAAGUGUUAUUUUAUUCAUAUCUUACAAAAGCAAAGCUUCACAACAUGAACUACACGAGAUGGAGUUAUUUCAGAAUUAACCUUGUCAUCUCAAAAACGUUCACUAACAUUAAAAUUUAUUUUACAACUCUUAACAGGUUUCAUUUUUGCAUAAAGUCUGCUCUUUACAGUGAAAUAGAUAUUAUUAACAAAGUAGGUACUUAGAAGAACAUACACAAUGAUUGCUCAAUGAAAAAUGCUUUAGCAGGAGAGAGAUUUCCUGCAGCAGAACACCCAUUUGCUCUAGAUUUUCAAAGAUGCUUAAAAUUAGUAGAAAACUUGCCAGUGAAGACUUCUAAAUUACAUUCCCUUUGUCAAAAAGAAACAAAAAUAAACCCCCAAAACAUUCUGGAACAAAACAAACAGUAACAGAUUAUUUAGUUGGAAAACACUGCUGGAAAGUGUCUCCCAGUACUGAGUUUUAUAUUAAAAUGCCAAUCAACAUUUUAUGUCUAAAUCCUCUUCAUCUAAAAAUGUGUCUGUGAAAAAACAACUAUUUUUUCUAUUGCCUCCCUCACAGUUUAACUGAGAUAAUAAAGAUGUUCAAAUAUUCAAAUAUCCAUUGGAAUAUUCAGUCUCAAAACAGUAAAUGUGUAUUAAGAGUCCUAUAAAUAGUGCAUGUUAGAAAUGUCCACAAAGCUAUAAAAUAAGCUAUGACAAUAAAAACAAAACCCCCACAAA
Molecule: messenger RNA, 2353 nt
Organism: Poecile atricapillus (Black-capped chickadee)
Lineage: Eukaryota; Metazoa; Chordata; Aves; Passeriformes; Paridae
Gene: PSTK
Product: phosphoseryl-tRNA kinase
Exons: 6
Coding region: 1-1317 (438 amino acids)
Molecular function (GO): kinase activity; tRNA binding
Source: RefSeq, a predicted model, not a curated record